AUGGAUAGAAUCCUCGAUCGUAUGAAGAAAUCUUCGAAUCGACGGUCGAUUCGCCGUCUAGAACGAACCUGUGACGCAGGGUCUUCUUCUAGUUCGUUCGCUGAAGAUCUUUCAGUCUCCUCGACUUCUUCUCUUGUGACGCGCUCUCUUGAGUUACCUGAUCGCACUAGUUCUCGUAUCUUCGGAGGAGGCGAUGGCGAAUUGGAUGGGAUUUGUCGGUCCCUUGGGGUUUCUGGUCCCGACGAUUUGGCGAUUUCUUUUGACGCGUGGGAGGCUAGCAAGAUCAAUUCCUUCUCUGAUACUACUAUUAAUAGGUUUCAGCCCGGUGUUUUGAGUGACGUAAGCUCUAGUGUUGUUGACACUAAUGCAAUUUGUAGUGGUGACGUGGCCGAUGCGAGUGAAAACGCUAGUGAGAAAGAACAUGGAGAGAAGAAUCUUAAUCCUAAUUACCAGGAAGACGAUAGGGAGGAUCUCUUUGAGAAAUGUUUGACAACCGUUGAUGUGUGUAACGUAGACCGCUUAGUCGUUACUGUCAACGAGGACGACGCUGGUAAAUAUUUUCUUUUAGCCACUGUUACUGAAGGCAUAGAUAGCCUACUUAGAUUAGAGGAUGAGGAAGGGAAGACAUGGCUGUUCGGGUUCUCAUACGUUAACGUCAGGGGAUGCUAUGAAUUUACUAAAGGCUGGAGCAGCUACGUUGAGGAGAAGCAGCUUAAGGCUGGAGAUUUUGUUUUCUUUCAAAGGGACCGCAAGGACAGUAGCAAGCUCUUCAUUGGCUGUAGAAAGAGUGACGAGUCUUUUCCAAGUGAACUUCUGAAGGCAACAUCACCGGGUAUAUCCAACAAGAUGCUUGAAGUGAGAGAGAAACUCAAGGAAGUUAAGACUCCUUUUCAGCCAAAAUUGUCUGAGCAUAGCAUUACGGGGUCUGACCCUGUAUUAGUUAUUUAUUGUGGUGACAACCAGGACUCCGAGGAGAUAUACUUCAUCAGCUACAUCUUCAACGAGUUGUGUCUCCGUGGCUUUGCCCCUUUGAGAUAUGAUAUAAAAAUGAGCACUCUGACUGAUAAUCAGAAAUUGCUACACAUAUCACGGGCUGGUGUUGUCAUUUUCUCGAUGAACUUUGCUCAUUCCAGAGAGUGUCUGGAUGGAUUUGUGGCAAUCAUGGACCAUUUGAAAGCAAAUGACCUUGUCUUUAUUCCUGUGUUUUUUAAAGUAAGUGUUUCAGCCGUCAGGGGACAAAGUGGCUCUUUUGGAAAAGCAUUCACACGACUUGGGAAUUCAGUCCAUGCUUACCAAGUUCUGAAAUGGAGGGAGGCUAUGAUCGAGUUAACUUCCAUCAAUGGAUAUCAGUAUAUAAAGGGUGAUGAGGUUAAGCUGGCCAAGAAUAUUGUCAGAGAUGUCUGUUUGCCACUUAGUUCCGAAACCAACAUGAAGCUAAGAGGAACGAGGCUUUCAUUAAAAAGUAUAUUGUCUCUGCUGAAUCUUUCUCAACCCUCAGCCCCACAGAUUGUUGGACUUUGGGGUAUGGCUGGCAUAGGGAAAACUACCAUCACGAGAGAGUUUUUCAGAUCACAAGCUGAGCGAUAUGACGUGUGCUACUUUCUGCCUGACUUUCAUCUAAUGUGUCAAACAAAAGGGCUGAGUUAUUUGCGUGAUGAAUUCUUCUCGAAAAUAUUUGGGGCAGAAAAAGUUUUCAUAGACGCAUGUGAUGCAAAACUAAGAUUCACAAGGGAUAGGUUCCUCGGUAAAAAGGUUCUGAUUGUUCUUGAUGGUGUGAGUAGUACCAAAGAUGCAGAAGUUUUGGUUGGAGGGUUUGGCUGGUUUUCUGGUGGACAUACAAUCAUUUUAACAUCGAGGAAUAGGCAAGUUCUUGGAACAGAAGCAAUUGAGGGAAUAUUUCUGGAUGCGUCUAGCUUGACAUUUGAUAUAAGUUCUACUGCAUUUGAGAGGAUGUAUAGACUUAGACUUCUCAAGCUCCACUGUCCAACUUCUGAAAAUCAUUGCAAGGUUUGUCUACCUGAAGGCCUCCACUCUUUGCCUGAUGAGCUACGCCUACUCCACUGGGAGAGAUAUCCUCUUGGAUCGUUACCUCGGAACUUCAAUCCUAAAAAUCUUGUAGAACUGAACAUGCCAUAUAGCAACUUGACAAAAGUAUGGAAAAGAACAAAGAAUCUUGAGAAGCUGAAGAGGAUCAUUCUGAGUCACUCUCAACAGUUGACUAAAUUCCCAAAGCUUUCAAAGGCCAUGAACCUUGAGCAUAUUGAUCUGGAAGGAUGUACGAGUCUGGUCAAGGUUAACUCAUCUAUUCUCCAUCAUCACAAGCUUACUUUGUUGAGUCUGAAAAAUUGUUCUCGUUUGCGAGUUAUGCCUACCACGGUUCAUCUAAAAUCUCUUGAGGUUCUUAAUCUAUCUGGCUGCUCAGAGCUCGAGAACCUUCAGGAUUUCUCAUCAAACCUGAAAGAACUAUAUCUAGCUGGGACUGCUAUUAGAGAAAUUCCGUCGUCGGUCGGGGAUCUCACUAGACUUGUUACAUUAGAUCUGGAGAAUUGUGAACGUCUUCAGCACCUGCCACCGGGGAUAAGUAACUUGAAAGCCAUGAUGACACUUAAGCUGUCAGGCUGUUCAAAUCUGAAGAGCCUUCCAGUUCUUGAUGCAUUAUUUCUACAAGAUUCACAACGUCCUAACACAAGGAUAAACAUGGAAGAAUCUGUGUCCAUAAACCUUCACUGUGCUACUCAAGAAUCAAGCAGAGAAGCUGUAGAAGACUUCUUACCAGCAUUUGAAUAUCAAUCAAACAACGAAAUACCACAAGAAAGCUUGAUACGGGUCACUGUUAUUCCGUUCCCCUCAUCCAUUUUACACUCAUUGGCGUCAAGACUAUAUGCGCUAGGAUCGUUGUUCCUUUGUAAUGCGUACCUGGUGGAUAUACCUGAAGAUAUAUGCUGGCUUGCUUCCGUGAUGAGACUAGAUCUAGGUGGAAACUCUUUCAGCCAGAUUCCUAAAAGCAUCAAGGAGUUUCGUAAACUACAUAGCCUUAGAUUGCGCCAUUGCAAAAACCUCAAAUCAUUACCUGAGCUUCCUAGAAGUCUAGUAAUCUUGAACGCCCAUGGUUGUGUGUCUCUCAAAUCAUUUCCAUCAAGUUUCGAGCAGUUCCCAAGGCACUACACGUUCAGUAAUUGCUUUAAUCUGUCCCCAAAAGUGGUAAAAAAAUAUAUAGGAAAAGCUCUUGAUAGUGUUGAAAGCAUGGCCAAGGGGCUUCUGCAGGCUUCACCGGAACAGGAACACAUCAACGCUCCUGCAUUCAGCAUCUGUAUACCUGCCUCUGCAGGCCACCAAUCCUCGGUUAAUCUUCAAGCUGGUUCUUCUGUAAGGAUACAGCUACCUCCUGGCAUGUUAAAGACACUCUCAGGCUUUGCUUUAUCAGUAGUGGUUGAAUUUUGGGAAAAUUAUAGCAACACUACUGGUUUCGCCAUAAAGUGUUUAUGCAGGAAGAGCGGCAACCUCUCCCCUAGAUUAGAGAGGAUUUUCCAUUGUUGGGCUCCAAAGGAACCCACCACCGUUCAAAGGGAUCAUAUGUUUGUUUUUGGGAGUGUGAAAAUGCAUAAUGCUGAAGCCAUUAACCAUGAUUUCCUGUCUGAUUCAGUUACUUUUGAAUUCCAUCCUGUCAAUUGUGAGAACCAGCUUCUAAGUGAUAGCUGCUCAGUGAAGAGAUGUGGAGUCUAUUUAAUCACAGAUGCGACAUGUGAUACAGCUCUUAGCGCAAAACGUCCUUCUUCUUCCAUGGAUCCAGAGGGGAUUUCUAGCAUGGACCAUGUGGCACCACCGUAUAAGAGAUGUCGAUUGAAAGGUGUUAUUGAAAUUGUUAUUCUAAGCUUAAGAAAAAGGAAGCGAGAAAUGAGCGUCCCUACAGUCAAAAAAAUUUCCAAGGUAAAACGUCUGUGCAGAUCGUAUGUUCGCACUGGAAACUGUGCAGUGGGUACUAGUUGCUCUUUUGAUCAUCCGCCAUGGGUGUUAACACACGAGACCGCAUCUUCCAUCCCUUCCGAGAUUUUGGAUAUGCAAGGACUUCUUCAUAUGGUAAGCCAUCAGAUAAGCGCGUGGAAACAUCAACUGAGAAACCCAAGAGACUCUCUAUGUCUGAGGCAAGACAAGCAACCUCAGGUUCAUCUUGGUUAG
Molecule: messenger RNA, 4176 nt
Organism: Eruca vesicaria subsp. sativa (arugula)
Lineage: Eukaryota; Viridiplantae; Streptophyta; Magnoliopsida; Brassicales; Brassicaceae
Source: the annotation of a GenBank genome assembly